UCCCCCCAGCCAACCCCCUGCAAGCUCUGGGUUCUACCCUCUGUGCCCCUCCCCAGACAAGUGUCCGGCUCCACGGGGGCAGCGGGCCCGCCGCCCGCCGCCCCGCUCAAUCCCUGCCCACCUACUGUGAGGAGCAGCUCCGCCCACCUGUCCAUAAAAGCCAAGUGCAAGUUACCCGCAGAGCUCAGAGGAUCAGAGCCCUUCCUUGAUCCUCUCCGUGGGAGCCCGAGUCCCUGUCUCCCAGAUCUUACGUGCUCAAGAAGCUGUUCUGGAAAUAAAGCAAAUCCUGUGAAGAGACAAGCCCCAGCCCCAGUGGUACUACAAGAAAAGUCAAACAAGGACAUCUGUCCUCAAUUCUACUGGCCAGCCAAGCCUAAAUGUGAUGGCUGUGCCGCCCAGGCCUCUACAGCUGCUGGGAGUGCUGCUCACCAUUUCUCUGAGCUCCUUCAGGCUCACUCAGGCUGGUGCCUAUUAUGGAAUCAAGCCGCUGCCACCUCAAAUUCCUCCUCAGAUACCACCGCAAAUUCCACAAUACCAGCCCCUAGGCCAGCAAGUACCUCACAUGCCUUUGGGCAAAGAUGGCCUUUCCAUGGGCAAGGAGAUGCCUCACAUGCAGUAUGGCAAGGAGUACCCACACCUACCCCAGUAUAUGAAGGAGAUCCAACCUGUGCCAAGAAUGGGCAAGGAAGUGGUACCCAAGAAAGGCAAAGGAGAAAUACCUUUAGCCAGUUUGCGAGGAGAACAAGGUCCUCGUGGAGAACCUGGACCGAGAGGACCACCUGGGCCACCAGGUUUGCCAGGUCAUGGAAUGCCUGGAAUCAAAGGAAAACCAGGGCCACAGGGAUAUCCAGGGAUUGGGAAGCCGGGUAUGCCUGGAAUGCCUGGGAAGCCAGGAGCCAUGGGAAUGCCUGGAGCAAAAGGCGAAAUUGGACCCAAAGGUGAAAUCGGUCCUAUGGGAAUCCCAGGACCACAAGGACCUCCAGGGCCUCAUGGACUUCCUGGCAUCGGGAAACCGGGUGGGCCAGGGUUACCAGGGCAACCAGGAGCAAAAGGUGAGAGAGGGCCCAAAGGACCACCAGGACCUCCUGGUCUUCAGGGUCCCAAAGGAGAGAAGGGCUUCGGGAUGCCAGGCUUGCCAGGUCUGAAGGGUCCUCCAGGUAUGCAUGGCCCUCCUGGCCCAGUUGGGCUGCCAGGAGUAGGAAAACCAGGAGUGACAGGCUUCCCUGGACCCCAGGGUCCCCUGGGGAAGCCAGGCCCUCCAGGGGAACCUGGACCACAAGGUCUUAUUGGUGUACCGGGAGUUCAAGGACCUCCUGGGAUGCCUGGAGUUGGAAAGCCCGGCCAGGAUGGGAUCCCUGGCCAGCCAGGAUUUCCAGGUGGUAAAGGAGAACAAGGACUGCCAGGGUUGCCUGGACCCCCAGGCCUCCCAGGGGUCGGAAAGCCAGGAUUCCCAGGACCCAAAGGGGACCGGGGCAUCGGGGGUGUUCCUGGAGCUCUUGGGCCAAGAGGAGAAAAAGGACCAGUAGGUGCUCCUGGAAUGGGGGGUCCCCCUGGAGAGCCUGGCCUUCCUGGAAUCCCAGGUCCCAUGGGCCCUCCGGGUGCUAUUGGUUUCCCUGGACCCAAAGGAGAAGGUGGGGUUGUAGGACCACAGGGUCCACCAGGUCCCAAGGGUGAGCCAGGACUCCAAGGCUUCCCUGGGAAGCCGGGUUUCCUUGGUGAAGUAGGUCCCCCUGGCAUGAGGGGUUUGCCUGGUCCUAUAGGACCCAAGGGGGAAGCUGGUCACAAAGGGUUGCCAGGGCUUCCUGGAGUUCCAGGGCUGCUUGGACCCAAGGGAGAACCAGGCAUACCCGGGGAUCAGGGUCUACAGGGGCCCCCAGGGAUUCCAGGGAUUGUAGGACCGAGCGGCCCUAUUGGACCACCUGGGAUUCCGGGCCCCAAAGGAGAACCAGGCCUCCCAGGGCCCCCUGGAUUUCCCGGUGUAGGGAAACCAGGAGUAGCAGGACUUCAUGGUCCCCCGGGGAAACCUGGUGCCCUUGGGCCUCAAGGCCAACCUGGCCUUCCUGGGCCCCCAGGCCCUCCAGGGCCCCCAGGACCCCCAGCUGUGAUGCCCCCUACUCCGCCACCCCAGGGAGAAUAUCUGCCAGAUAUGGGACUAGGAAUUGAUGGAGUGAAACCUCCACAUGCCUAUGCGGGCAAGAAGGGCAAGAACGGGGGCCCAGCUUAUGAGAUGCCUGCGUUUACUGCAGAGCUGACUGCACCUUUCCCACCGGUGGGGGCCCCAGUGAAGUUUGACAAGCUGCUGUACAACGGCAGACAGAACUACAACCCGCAGACGGGCAUCUUCACCUGUGAAGUCCCGGGUGUCUACUACUUUGCUUACCACGUUCACUGCAAAGGAGGCAACGUGUGGGUUGCUCUCUUCAAGAACAACGAGCCUAUGAUGUACACAUAUGACGAGUACAAGAAGGGCUUUCUGGACCAGGCAUCUGGGAGUGCAGUACUGCUGCUCAGGCCCGGAGACCGGGUGUUCCUCCAAAUGCCCUCAGAACAGGCUGCCGGACUCUACGCCGGGCAAUAUGUCCACUCCUCCUUUUCAGGAUAUUUAUUGUAUCCCGUGUAAAACAAAGAAUAGAAAAGAAGAACAAGAGAGAUUUAAUAGAAGAAAAGAAAAUGACAUUUAAAAAAAACAAUUGAAAACAAUGCUUCAAAACACUUAUGUAGUUGGAAAGUUAUAUUUAAGUGAAAGUUUGGACCAUCAUGUACAAAUAAAAACUAAGAUGCAUGUUUAAUACUGUACACAGCAGAUUGUACCAGGAUGAUGGGACAGAUUUAUGGAUGAAAUACAGACGCCUGUGUUGUACCCACUGGACUCAUAUUAGCUGUUGCAUGUUAUAUGAUUUCAUAACCUGCUUAUUCAAAUCAGUCAAAAUAUGUCAGUCUGGAAGGUCAUAGCUAGUGAAAGUCACACAUUCCUUGUGCUCCCUUUAAAAAAAAUGGUUUUUCUUUUCUUUUUUUAAUAUGCCUUGAGAGGUUAGUGGUGAGAGUUACAUACUGUAUUUAUUUGCAUAAUUUCCUCUCUUUGUGCAGAUGUUUUGCUGUGGGAUGUUGGAGAGUUGUUCUGUAGUGCAAAGACCAUGGUAAUCUCUAGUCCGAAGGAUAUUUCUCCAUUUCAGAGGCUGUGCUUUAGCGGCAGGUCUCCCUAGUCGAAAUUGUGUUGUGGUCGUCCCCAGAAGAGCAGAUGUGCCAAUGGCCCCUUGUGUAUUUGCUCAGCACUCUCUUUGCCAAGUACUGGGUGAGAUGCUAGUGUGUGACACAGGGCAGAGGCCACAGGAGUUCAGAACUUAGCUCAGAGAGAUUAAUGUAUUAACUCCUCUAAAGAGUUUCAGUUUGGCAUUUCUCUGGAACCUAAUUUUCUUUUCUUCUUCCCUCCUGUAAUUUAUAAUAUAGCCUAAACAAUAUAAACAAAUUUUUUAAAGAACCUUCCCUCAAAUAGCUUUACCAUUUUAUGAACCUUUACUAUUAAUAGUAAUUAUCAGUUACGUUUACAUGCAUUAAAAAAUCCCCCUAAUUUGUCCAUACAACCCAUACAACCCAUAGUCAGGUUUCAAUUUGUCUGUAUGUGUUUUAGUAGCUGUGAUUUUCUUCAGUAACUAUGAAUUUUAAAGAUGUGAUUUAUGUCAUCUGAGGUUCCAAAGUCAAUUAACAAAAUCCAAGCCAUUUUUUUUAAUUUGGGAAAAAGACAUUCAGAAUUAAUACAAAAAUAAUUACAUUUUAAAGGAGUAAUUAUAAUGUUUGGUAUGUAAAAGCAGGUGUGUUGCUUCCAGAUAUCGGGACUAAAAUUGUAGGGAAAUGACUGUUUCUUUAACAUCGGCCUGUGGAAGAGAUAGCUGGAAUGUCAUAAAGCAAUGGCAGCCCAUGCCUAUUAUGUCACCACACUCUCAGCACCACAGCCAAGACAGGUCUGAAAGGAGAAACAGUUCUUCAGGCUCUCACUAAGGCACAUGCUAGGUUCUUUGGGCAUUGCUCAAAACACAAACAUUUGAAAGUUGACUAUUCAUUUGCUAUUAGUUGUUUGGGGAAGUAAUGUGGGGCUACAGUGAUAGAUCUAAUCUACGUUCCUCAAACCUUAAGAGUCAGGAAUUGAAGAGAUACACAUAGACUGGAAAAUACACAAAUAAAUACAGUAUAAAACAUGGUAAAUUCCAAAUCUGAAUUAAUUUUACCACCACAAAUUCUCUUCUCCUGGCUAAAUAUUUGUCUUUUCCCUUUAUGAUAUACAGGCUCCAUUUCUUCUCAAAUUUUAAGACAAAUGAGUUCAUUAGCACAAGGUUUCUCAUUAAUUGUACAAAGCACUUUCGCAUCCAAAAGAUGUCCUACCCUAGCCUUCACUUGCAGAGUAAACAGCAUUUCUGUGAAUAGUUAUCCUUUGGGUUGCUCCUGAGGACACUGGCUUGUAGCUAGUGACUGUAGAAGUCAUAUGGGUCCCUGAGAUCUUUCUACUAAAUGGCUACAUUGAAAUGGUUUGGAGGACAGUCAGGCCAGAUGCGUUGUAAAGUUGCUUUUAUCUGUACAUGUAUGGUAUUUUAGUUUCCAUAAAGAAAGACAGAAAUUAUCUCUUAAGUUAAACCAAAUUUUGCUUCUUGAGGUAUCUUCCAACUUAUUUAUUGGUUGUUACUCAAUUGCCUCUGUGUGUGUGUGUGUGUGUGUGUGUGUGUGUGUGUUACCAUAUAUCAGGCAUAUGCUUCUAAACUUUUAAAUGGAGGAGGAGCAAAAUCUAUGCCAGAUACUGUAUAUUCUACCAUGGUGCUAAUAUCAGAGCUAAAUGAUACUCCAUUUAAUUUAAAGAAGAGUUUUAAAUAAUUAUCUAUGUACCCGUUGUACCCUUUUGAACGUUGUGCAUCCUGUUAACACGUUAGUGUGAAAACAGAUGAAACAACUGUAUGUUCUACAGUCUAGGGACAGUACUAUGAUCCCUGUUUAAUUAAAAAUUAAGUAGAGCUUUUCCAUGUGAAGUGGACCAAACUGGCGUUGUUCUUAUUUAAACACAGAGUUUUAAAGUAGCAUGACAUCCCACGGGGGAAAAGAAUGUCUGCAGAGGAUAACUGUCCUCAAAUAUUUUACAGAAACAAAGAAUGAUGAAAAGACUGGUAACUUGUUUGAGUUUCCAUGAACAGAUUUGAGACUUCAUGGCAAAUCAAUUUUGUAUUUAAAUUUUUGUACUGAUUUGAAAAACAGAUCAUUAAAUAUCUUUAAAAGUA
Peromyscus californicus insignis is the source of this 5258-nucleotide messenger RNA. RefSeq names its product collagen type VIII alpha 1 chain (gene Col8a1). Bases 383 to 2620 code for a protein of 745 amino acids. The transcript is spliced from 4 exons. Gene Ontology annotation, molecular function: protein binding. The record is from RefSeq and is a predicted model, not a curated record. NCBI's taxonomy places the organism in Eukaryota, Metazoa, Chordata, Mammalia, Rodentia, Cricetidae.